Messenger RNA from Dipodomys ordii (Ord's kangaroo rat), 3263 nucleotides. RefSeq names its product numb homolog (Drosophila) (gene Numb). Lineage: Eukaryota; Metazoa; Chordata; Mammalia; Rodentia; Heteromyidae. The transcript is spliced from 11 exons. The record is from RefSeq and is a predicted model, not a curated record. The coding region runs from base 235 to 2121 and encodes 628 amino acids. Gene Ontology annotation, molecular function: cadherin binding.
UGUCAUGGGGGAGGUGGUGGCGCUUGGUGGCUCCUGGCGGCCGAGGUAGAGGAAGAGGCACUGGAGUUGGUCCGGAGGCAGCGGCAGAUUUGAGGCUGCUACAAUAACUUCCAGGGAAGACUGCCAGUACAUCUGCUGUUGUAACCCAAGAUCUUGAUACACAUCCAUAGAUCGGAAUAUUAGUGGGACAGCAAUCCUCAGACGCCUCACUUAGGACAGAUUAUAAAAAUUAAAAUGAACAAACUACGGCAAAGUUUUCGAAGAAAGAAAGAUGUUUAUGUUCCAGAAGCCAGUCGUCCACAUCAGUGGCAGACAGAUGAAGAAGGGGUUCGCACGGGAAAAUGUAGCUUCCCAGUUAAGUACCUUGGCCAUGUGGAAGUUGAUGAGUCAAGAGGAAUGCACAUCUGUGAAGAUGCUGUAAAAAGACUGAAAGCUGAAAGGAAGUUCUUCAAAGGCUUCUUUGGAAAAGACCUCAUAGUUGACCAGACAAUAGAGAAAGUCUCAUUCUGUGCCCCAGAUAGGAACUUUGAUAGAGCCUUCUCUUACAUCUGUCGGGAUGGCACCACGCGACGCUGGAUCUGUCACUGCUUCAUGGCUGUCAAGGACACGGGUGAAAGACUGAGCCAUGCAGUAGGCUGUGCCUUCGCAGCCUGUUUAGAGCGUAAACAGAAGCGGGAGAAGGAAUGUGGAGUGACUGCUACUUUUGAUGCCAGUCGGACCACUUUUACAAGAGAAGGAUCAUUCCGUGUCACAACUGCUACUGAACAAGCAGAAAGAGAGGAGAUCAUGAAACAAAUGCAAGAUGCUAAGAAAGCUGAAACAGAUAAGACAGUUGUUGGUUCAUCAGCAGCCCCUGGCAACACUGCUCCAUCCCCGUCCUCUCCUACUUCUCCCACUCUGGAUCCCACUGCCUCUCUGGAGAUGAACAAUCCUCAUGCCAUCCCACGUCGGCAUGCACCAAUUGAACAGCUUGCUCGCCAAGGCUCUUUCCGUGGAUUUCCUGCUCUUAGCCAGAAGAUGUCACCCUUUAAACGCCAACUAUCCCUACGCAUCAACGAGUUGCCUUCCACUAUGCAGCGGAAGACUGAUUUCCCCAUAAAAAAUGCAGUGCCAGAGGUAGAAGGAGAGGCAGAAAGCAUCAGCUCCCUGUGUUCUCAGAUCACCAAUGCCUUCAGCACACCCUCUGAGGACCCCUUCUCCUCUGCUCCGAUGACCAAACCAGUGACUGUGGUGGCACCACAGUCUCCUACCUUCCAAGCUAAUGGCACUGACUCAGCCUUCCAUGUGCUUACUGCUAAGCCAGCUCAUACUGCUCUAGCACCCGUAGCAAUGCCUGUGCGUGAAACCAACCCUUGGGCCCAUGUCCCUGAUGCUGCUAACAAGGAAAUUGCAGCCACACAUCCGGGGACCGAGUGGGGUCAGUCUUCUGGUGCCGCCUCUCCAGGCCUCUUCCAGGCCGGGCAUAGACGCACUCCCUCUGAGGCUGACCGCUGGCUAGAAGAAGUAUCGAAGAGUGUCCGGGCCCAGCAGCCCCAGGUCUCAGCUGCCCCUCUGCAGCCAGUUCUCCAGCCACCUCCACCCACCGCCAUCUCCCAGCCAGCACCACCUUUCCAAGGGAGUGCAUUCCUCACCUCUCAGCCUGUGCCAGUGGGUGUGGUCACCCCCCUGCAGCCAGCCUUUGUCCCUGUCCAGUCCUAUCCUGUGGCUAACGGGAUGCCCUAUUCAGCCCCUAACGUGCCUGUGGUAGGCAUCACCCCCUCCCAGAUGGUAGCCAAUGUGUUUGGCACUGCAGGUCAUCCUCAGGCUGCUCACCCCCGUCAGUCACCCAGCCUGGUCAGGCAGCAGACAUUCCCUCAGUAUGAGACAAGCAGUACCACUGCCAGUCCCUUCUUUAAGCCUCCUGCUCAGCACCUCAACGGUUCUGCAGCUUUCAAUGGUGUAGAUGAUGGCAGGUUGGCUGCAGGGGACAAGCACACAGAGGUUCCUGCAGGCCACGGUCCAGUUGAUCCUUUCGAAGCCCAGUGGGCUGCAUUAGAAAGCAAGUCCAAGCAGCGUACUAACCCCUCCCCUACCAACCCAUUCUCCAGGGACUUACAGAAGACAUUUGAAAUUGAACUUUAGGCGAUCUUUACGGCAUAUGUAUCUUGUCUGUACUUAGGCAAGGGCCGGGCAUGAACGUCAAACAAGCAAAGGGGACCUGGUCUUCCCGGUCAGUCCACUUCUCACUAACCCUAAAGGAGCAAGUCCAGGCACCAAGUGCAGUGAGGGGUGAUCUGGAAAGAAGUGGGGGAAACCAGUCCUAGAAAACACUUGCAGCUAGACUAAAGAAGCCAAGGAAGUGUCGCCCUCUGUACCUGCCUCCCUCACCCCCUUACAAACCUCUGGCAACAGAGAGGCAGAAGAAUCUGAGCAGGAAUCUGUAUUCAAAGCACAUUUUACUGGAAUAGAAAACAGUAGGAAGCAAAAUGACCUCCUUUCAUUUUUCAGACCAUUCACCUACUUCCUCCUAGUACUGGCCUGUCCUAGAGACCAGGAACAACGUGGCUUGUGCUCAGGCUAGGAAAAGCAGCAGGCUGUGCUGCCCGAAUUCUUGUGUGCAACAGCACUGCUCAACAGAGCUAGAUUUGGGGGGUCAAGUUGAGCUUCCAUUUUGAGUUAACAGAAUAUUAUAAAUAUAUAUCAAAAGCCAAAAUCUUUAUUUUUAUGCAUUUAGAAUAUUUUAAAUAGUUCUCAAUAUUAAAAAGUUGUAUAAGUUGUAAGUAAUCUUGCCAAAAGUAAAAGGGUUAGUUGUAAGAAAUUGUUCAUAAGAUUGAUUUAUCAUUGAUGCCUAUGGAAGUAAAAAGAGGGAGGGUUGAAAGCUGCGGGCAGGAUCCUGGUCUGUCUGUGGUCAUUCAUUGUAAGUAGCACAUUGCAACAACAAUCAUACUUAUGACCAAUACCGUCACUAGAUUGUGGUUUUAAAUAAAGAAAAUGAAAGCAGUAUUGUCCUGGUUUUAAAACUAUGAUAAAACCCUAAUGCCAUUAUUUUGAUGAAAUCAAUCGAUGCUCUAGAAAAUGUUAUUUUUUAUAUAUUGUUGCAAUUUCCUUACAUUACUCCUUUAUUUUAACACUAAGGUGACAAUGACAUAAUCAUAUCCACAGAAGGGAACACAGGCUGUGUUGGUUUGUAAUGUGGGUUUUGUCCUUUAAAUUUUGUCCCUGCAAGUUUUGUGGGAAUGGGAAAUGUGGUUUUAUUCACCGUGUGCACCCUCCCCUCCCCUCCC